This is a messenger RNA of Struthio camelus australis, 1742 nucleotides long. NCBI's taxonomy places the organism in Eukaryota, Metazoa, Chordata, Aves, Struthioniformes, Struthionidae. The record is from RefSeq and is a predicted model, not a curated record.
CCUCGUAACUCAGGGAGCGGCCGCCACUGGGAUGGCAGAACAAGAAAUGACUUAUUUUUCGUCGCCUUAAUGGGCGUCUCGAUGCGCUACUCUCUCUUUAGACAGCCCAUCGCUACUCUCUCUUUAGACAGCCCAUCGCUCGUAAAGUGGUUUUGUUUCAAACAGUGCUCUCGGUACCGGGUGCAAGGUUGGGGUAAAACUGCUCCAUUUGCCAGACUUCAGCUGCAAAAACAAGCCAAGAAAUCAAAGGCAAAUGAAACUGUCAGCAGCUGCCUCUUUUGCUCAGACAUGUUGCAGCCUAUUGACAAAAGUUUAGGCCAAGAAGUCAAGACUAGAAGAAAUCAGCCAAAAUCUGACGGCAAGUUAGGUGUAGAUGCUAUAGCUGAUUCAGCUUCAGAGGAGAUUUCAAUCCAUUCUAGUAAGCCUAACUGUUAUCUUAAAACAGAUGGCGUUAAAACAGAAAUACGUCACAGCAAGAUACACUCUGUUCAAACAUCCCGAGGUGAAAAGAAGAACCUGCCAAUAAAGGAAUACUGUAUGUGGAACCUAGAAGACGUGAAAAAUCCAGAAGCUGUGAGGCAUAAAGAGAUAAAACCCCAGGGGCUUAAUAUGCUUGAUCCAGAUGGCUCUGGAUCUUUGGCUUCAAAGUCUUCACUACUAUUUCCACCCGUGAAGGAUGCCACUCCCAAUGAUACUUCAGACUUUUCUUGCAAAAAUAAGAAGGCCGUUAUCUCUCAGAAGAUGCUCAAUGAUACUUCAGUUGAGAUUGCUUCCUAUAGUCAGGAUGCUAAAGUUGUAGAACAGAAGGGUAAAAAAGGAACUGAUGUCAUCAAUGACAAAGUGAAGGAAAAAAUAGAAAUUCAUGAACCACCAUCUUUUGCGCCAAGCCAUACAAAGGUCGCCGUCCUGCAAGAAGAUCCUGAGCAGUCACACUGGCAUUGCGCUCCUGCAGCAAACAAAAAUAUUGCAACCAUCUCUAAUCCUACUGCUUUGAAGAAGAACAGUCAUCAUGCCUGUAAGCAGAUUCCACAUACGGAAGGAAUACAACAUACAAAACAUUAUGAUAUCCAAGGCUCUUUAACCAACAAUGUAAGGAACAGAUAUGCUGAGGUCAAACAACAAAAAGAAGCAAAAAUGCAGGAGGUCCCACCACUUUCUGGACUAUUGCCUUCCUUAAUGGUCAGCCGCGUUGCAAGAACUACACUGCCAUCUAGACUGACCUAACAUUUUUAUAUUGUAAUUUAAUGCCUUUUGUUUGUCUGUUUGCUGUACAAUGAGGGGGGAAAAACCUGAAGAUUUCCUUGUGAGCAAUCUGGAUAUAUGUAGCCUCUGUAGAUGCUAUUAAUAGUGUUAUAAGCUGCUGAUGCCAAUUACUUUCACAUAGGUUUAGUUUCUUCUUGACUAGUAGAUAGCCCAUUAGAGCCUUAAAUAGCUUAUUCUGGGGAUGAACUGCAACCUCUUCAUUCAAGGAUGGAGUCUGAAUGACUAGUGUAGUCUAGCAUGGUAUUUAGGUAUUUGAUUCCACUAAGCACUGGAGCAAUGCCUAACUUUAAGAACAUUCUUAAAUCCAUGCCUACUCAGCAAGGUAUUUAAGAAUAUGCUUACCUUAAGCAGUGAUUAAAUCCUAUUGAACUUCACAGACUUUUGCAUACAUUCUCUGCUAAUUUUGUACCUAAAAGAGAAGCAGAAAUAACCUGGAAAGCAAACAGCGUUGGGACUGGAAAUUAUUUACAAUUAUUUGC